UCUUCGCUUUCUCAUUCUAAGCCAUUCCUUCCUUUCUCCUCUUAUUCUCUAGCUUGUUUGAAGGGAUAAGACUGGGAGAAGAUGAAGCCACUGUUGCUUGCCUUCGUCUUCCUUGUCGUGCUUUCGCUCACGACCGCGCAGUCUCAGAUCCUCUUUCAGGGUUUUAACUGGGAGUCAUGGAGGAAACAAGGGGGCUGGUACAACUUUCUGAGGAGCCAAGUUCCUGACAUAGCCAGGGCUGGAGUUACACACGUCUGGCUACCUCCACCAUCCCACUCCGUCUCGGAACAAGGUUACAUGCCCGGUCGGCUAUAUGAUCUCAAUGCGUCAAAGUAUGGAACUCGGGAUGAAUUAAAGUCGCUGAUCGCGGCGUUCCACGACAAAGGGAUCAAAUGUGUGGCCGACAUCGUCAUCAACCACCGCUGCGCCGAGCGCAAGGAUGCGAGAGGAAUAUACUGCAUCUUCGAAGGCGGGACGAGCGACAGCCGCCUCGACUGGGGGCCGCACAUGAUCUGCAGCGACGACACGCAGUACUCCGAUGGAACCGGAAACCGCGACACCGGCGGUGACUUCGGCGCCGCGCCCGACAUCGACCACCUGAACCAACAGGUCCAGCAGGAGCUCACGGACUGGCUGAAUUGGCUCAGGACUGAUAUCGGCUUCGACGGCUGGAGGCUCGAUUUCGCCAGGGGAUACUCCCCGAGCAUCGCGAAAAUCUACGUGAGCCAUACCAGCCCCGGCUUCGUGGUUGCAGAGCUGUGGAGCUCUUUGACUUAUGGCGGCGACGGGAAGCCCGCCUACGACCAAGAUGGUAGCCGCCAAGAGCUGGUCAACUGGGUUCACGACGUGGGCGGUCCGGCAGCAGCGUUCGACUUCACCACCAAGGGUGUACUGCAAGCUGCGGUGCAAGGUGAGCUGUGGAGGCUGCGGGAUCCCCAAGGCAAGGCGUCGGGGAUGAUAGGGUGGUGGCCGGAAAAGGCGGUCACAUUCGUCGACAACCACGACACCGGUUCGACCCAGAAGCUGUGGCCUUUCCCUUCUGACAAGGUCAUGCAAGGCUAUGCUUACAUUCUAACACACCCGGGGGUUCCCACCAUUUUCUACGAUCAUCUGUUCGAUUGGGGACUCAAGGAUGAGAUCACUGGGCUGGCCGCCAUUAGGACUCGCAACGGGAUUCUUCCGGGCAGCACGCUGCGUAUUCUAGUUGCUGAUGCUGAUCUCUACUUGGCUGUGAUUGAUGAGAAAGUUAUGGUGAAGAUUGGCCCGAGAUACGAUGUCGGAAAUCUUGUUCCCGCCAACUUCCACGUAGUUGCCUCCGGUAAUGGAUACUGCAUCUGGGAAAAGAGGUGAUCGUUCCACGAUGAAGAAAGGUCUUGGUGGUCGUUUCUUUGCUUUUCUUUCUCUGCAUCACUGCUAUAGGUAGGUUUACGUAUGACCGUGGAGCUGCAUGGUCUCCUAGGAAUGGCAACAAUUCUUGUUGUAAUAGGCCAACCUGAGAAAUAAAAUCCAAAGCAUUUGGGUCA
Musa acuminata AAA Group (dessert banana) is the source of this 1523-nucleotide messenger RNA. Its product is annotated as alpha-amylase isozyme 3D. Lineage: Eukaryota; Viridiplantae; Streptophyta; Magnoliopsida; Zingiberales; Musaceae. Gene Ontology annotation, biological process: carbohydrate metabolic process. The record is from RefSeq and is a predicted model, not a curated record. The coding region runs from base 82 to 1350 and encodes 422 amino acids. The transcript has 4 exons. Gene Ontology annotation, molecular function: calcium ion binding; alpha-amylase activity.